AUGGAAUUGCGGGAAUUGAGCGACAAGGCGUUGUAUGGAGCCCAACGGAAGCAGAACGGCGGCUCGGGCGUGUCUGAGGACCCCGUUGUUCCCAUGCGUCCUUCCCGUGAGCAGCAGCAUGUGUCGCCGCGAAAUUCCUGGAUAUCACCUUCGAAACAUGCAGUACAUUUUGAGUCUUCGCCACUUCUACCACCCGCAGCAGAUGGUACCCAGUCAUUUCAGGAUCCAGAAGCCACGAUGGCGGGAGCGUUGCAUUGGGCAGUUUUGCAAGUGUGGAGUUUCCAAGGGGCGAGGAGAUUGCUGAAAGCGCAGAUGAUGCCUCUCUUGGGAAUACUAGGAGAGUGCGGCGCGGUGGGAUCGUCGGAAACGUGGUGA
Messenger RNA from Trypanosoma rangeli, 375 nucleotides. RefSeq lists its product as uncharacterized. Bases 1 to 375 code for a protein of 124 amino acids. NCBI's taxonomy places the organism in Eukaryota, Euglenozoa, Kinetoplastea, Trypanosomatida, Trypanosomatidae. The transcript has a single exon. The record is from RefSeq and is a predicted model, not a curated record.